CUCAACCUGCCCUGACAGCGUCUGAGCCACCAUGGGAACCCGAAGUGACGUGUAUCCAUUGGGGCUCUGCAUCGCUCUGUGCCUGUGGGGCACCGUGGCCCAGAAUCAUGGCGUACAAGCUGUUCCCGCCCUUGCAGGUACCACUGAGGACUGCAACAACCAUAAGCUGUGCCCAGCAAACGCCAAGUGUGUGAACAGCACCCACUGCACCUGCCUGGAUGGAUACCAGCCAAGGGGGAAUCGCUUCUUCACCGACACAACAGAGACCUGUGACGAUAUUAACGAGUGUCUGGGGCCGAGCCCGGCAGACUGUGGCCUCAACGCAAACUGCAUUGACGUGCCUGGGAGUUACUACUGCACCUGCAGUGAUGGCUACGAGUUCAGCUCUGGGAAAGCCAAAUUCAGGGACGUGAGGGAGAACACCUGCCGGGUUAUUGACGAGUGCCAGGGACACGCAAACUGCAUCAAUGUACCUGGGAAUUACUUCUGCAAAUGCAUCAAUGGCCAUGGGAAAGCCAAGUUCACGCACGCGAGUGAGAACAGCUGCCAGGAUAUUGACGAGUGUCAGGGCCCGAGCCCGGCAGACUGCGGACCCCACGCAAACUGCACAAACGUGCCUGGGAAUUACUCCUGCAGCUGCAUCGAUGGCUACAAGCUCAGCUCUGGGAAAGACAACUUCACGCACGCGAGUGAGAAGAGCUGCCAGGAUAUUGACGAGUGUCAGGGCCCGAACCCGCCAGACUGCGGACCCCAGGCAAACUGCACCAAUGUGCCUGGGAGUUACUACUGCACCUGCAUCGAUGGUUAUGAGCCCAGCUCUGGGAAAGCCAACUUCAUGCACGCGAGUGAGAACAGCUGCCAGGAUAUUAACGAGUGUCUGGGGCCGAGCCCGGCAGACUGUGGCCUCAACGCAAACUGCAUUGACGUGCCUGGGAGUUACUACUGCACCUGCAGUGAUGGCUACGAGUUCAGCUCUGGGAAAGCCAAAUUCAGGGACGUGAGGGAGAACACCUGCCGGGAUAUUGACGAGUGCCAGGGACACGCAAACUGCAUCAAUGUGCCUGGGAAUUACUUAUGCAAAUGCAUCGAUGGCUAUGGGAAAGCCAAGUUCACGCACGCGAGUGAGAACAGCUGCCAGGAUAUUGACGAGUGUCUGGGCCCGAGCCCGGCAGACUGCGGACCCCACGCAAUCUGCACCAACGUGCCUGGGAAUUACUCCUGCAGCUGCAUCGAUGGCUACAAGCUCAGCUCUGGGAAAGCCAACUUCACGCACGCGAGUGAGAACAGCUGCCGGGAUAUUGAUGAGUGUCAGGGCCCGAGCCCGGCAGACUGCGGACCCCACGCAAACUGCGCCAACGUGCCCGGGAGUUACUACUGCACCUGCAUCGCUGGCUACGAGCCCAGCUCUGGGAAAGCCAAGUUCACACACGCGAGUGAGAACAGCUGCCAGGAUAUUGACGAGUGUCUGGGCCCGAGCCCGGCAGACUGCGGACCCCACGCAAUCUGCACCAACGUGCCUGGGAAUUACUCCUGCAGCUGCAUCGAUGGCUACAAGCUCAGCUCUGGGAAAGCCAACUUCACGCACGCGAGUGAGAACAGCUGCCAGGAUAUUGAUGAGUGUCAGGGCCCGAGCCCGGCAGACUGCGGACCCCACGCAAACUGCGCCAACGUGCCCGGGAGUUACUACUGCACCUGCAUCGCUGGCUAUGAGCCCAGCUCUGGGAAAGCCAAGUUCACACACGCGAGUGAGAACAGCUGCCAGGAUAUUGACGAGUGUCUGGGCCCGAGCCCGGCAGACUGCGGACCCCACGCAAUCUGCACCAACGUGCCUGGGAAUUACUCCUGCAGCUGCAUCGAUGGCUACAAGCUCAGCUCUAGGAAAGCCAACUUCACGCACGCGAGUGAGAACAGUUGCCAGGAUAUUGAUGAGUGUCAGGGCCCGAGCCCGGCAGACUGCGGACCCCACGCAAACUGCGCCAACGUGCCCGGGAGUUACUACUGCACCUGCCUCGCUGGCUACGAGCCCAGCUCUGGGAAAGCCAAGUUCACACACGCGAGUGAGAACAGCUGCCAGGAUAUUGACGAGUGUCUGGGCCCGAGCCCGGCAGACUGCGGACCCCACGCAAACUGCACCAACGUGCCUGGGAAUUACUCCUGCAGCUGCAUCGAUGGCUACAAGCUCAGCUCUGGGAAAGCCGAGAACAGCUGCCAGGAUAUUGAUGAGUGUCAGGGCCCGAGCCCGGCAGACUGCGGACCCCACGCAAACUGCGCCAACGUGCCCGGGAGUUACUACUGCACCUGCAUCGCUGGCUACGAGCCCAGCUCUGGGAAAGCCAAGUUCACACACGCGAGUGAGAACAGCUGCCAGGUCCCCAGCAUUAACUCCAGCGUUCAGUUCGUGGCCAUCAAAGAGACGUUCAGGAAUUUCUCUCUGGAGGGAAAGCGGAGCGGUGAAAGCAGCAAUUUUUCCUCUUUCCUUAAUUCGACCUUCGACAGUUUGAUGUCCAUGUUUGGAGAUGGGAGUGCGACGUUAUCACUGGAGAACGCGACUCUCCCUUUCAACUCGGUCCUGAACAGAACCUCCCGCUUGGAGGGUGGAGGCAAGGACGAGGUUGUGUCAGCUGUAACGUUCGUCCUGCACACAGUGGAACUGUCCACGCUGGCCAUUGCUCUCCGGUCUCCGGAGAGGACAACACAGGACGUGAUGACAGAGUCUCUGGCUAUCCAGACGCGGCUCGUCACAGGGAACUGCAGCCAGCACAGCGAGGUCUUCACGCUGAGCGCUCAUGAGGAGACGAUGGUCGUGCACUGUGAUACAGUCACCGGGACAGCCACACAAGCUGGUGUGGGGGCUGCUGCUUUUAUUUCCUACUCCACCCUGGACUCCAUCAUCAGUGCGAGACGUCUCAGCGAGGGAAAUCAACGGGCUGGUGGGAAGCUGGAGAAGAGUCACCUCAACUCCAGGGUGGUGAGUGGGGCCAUCGGAGACGGGAGACCCAUUAACCUAUCCAGACCCGCAAAGUUCACCCUGCGACAUAAACAGGCCAAAAAAGAGGAGGAAGAGGCUCUCUGCGUCUACUGGAAAGUGGUGGCUGAGAAUGGCAGCUGGUCUGAGGACGGCUGCACCGCCGUGCACACGAACAGCACUCACACCACUUGCAGCUGUGACCAUCUCUCCAGCUUCGCCAUCCUAAUGGCUCCCACCGCAGUGACGGUAUCUCACCAUGACACUUGCAUCGCAGGGCAGGACUCAGCCAUGGGCAAAGCUCUUCCUGGAGACUCUGAGAGUUCCCCACUGACCAUCAUCACCUACGUGGGACUGACCCUCUCUCUGCCGUGCCUCUUCCUGGCCAUCCUCACCUUCCUCCUGUGCCGCUCCAUCCGCAAUGUCAGCACCUCCCUUCGCCUGCAGCUCUGCCUCUGCCUCUUCCUGGCCGACCUGCUCUUCCUCACCGUGGUGACCCACCCCGGCAGUCAGGUGGUGUGUGCUGUCAUUGCUGGCCUCCUGCACUACCUCUUCCUGGCCUGCUUCAGCUGGAUGUUCCUGGAGGGGCUGCACCUCUUCCUCACCGUCAGGAACCUGAAGGUCGUGAAUUACACCAGCGCCAGCCGGUUCAAGAAGAGAUUCAUGUUCCCGUUCGGCUACGGAUUCCCAGCCCUGGUGGUGGCUAUUUCUGCAGCGGUGAAUCCUGGCAGCUACGGAACUUCUGAACACUGCUGGCUCAGCCUGGACAGAGACUUUCGCUGGAGCUUCAUGGGUCCAGUCUGUGCCAUAAUCCUGAUAAAUAUAACGUUCUUUGUGCUGACCCUGUGGAUCCUCAGAAACAGACUCUCCUCCCUCAAUGCAGAUGUGUCCACCCUCAGAGACCACAGGUUACUGACCUUUAAAGCCAUUGCCCAGCUCUUCAUUCUGGGCUGCUCAUGGAUCCUUGGUCUCCUCCAAGUCGGCCCAGCAGCCACAGUCAUGGCGUAUUUAUUCACCAUCGUCAACAGCCUGCAGGGAGCCUUCAUCUUCCUGGUGCACUGUCUCCUCAAUCGCCAGGUGACAGAGGAGUACAGGAGAUGGAUCAGGGGUUUCCGAACAUCCAGCACAAAAUCUCAGAUGUCCGAUUUAUCCAUGUCUGCUGUCCUCACUACCAGCACCAAGAUGGAGUAACCCUUCUGCCAGGCGGAGUUGGCAGCAACCAGGGCCGGGUUCAAUACCUAGUGGGUUCCAAUACAAAACAGAACCAGCUGGAGCCCCUGUGAUGUUGCGCUCCAUGUGCUUUAUGGAAAUAUGCUUAUGAAUAGGACAUAACUGGAAUGUGCUUUACGCUAAAUACUCCUUAUGUUGUGUUUUUAGAAAGCUUGUAGUCUACUGAGUGUGUUCAUCGUAUUUCUUUGCAUAUAUUAUUUCUAUAUCUGGAGUUAGAAGAAUAAUAUAUAAACUUGUAUCACUGAUAUAAACAUAUUAAGUGGAGGCCAUUAAGGGUGCUCCAGAAACAAUCAGUUGUAAAUGGCCUUAGCUAUUUGAAAGCCUUCCUGUGUCUGUGUGGGCCAGCCCAUGGGGAAUGGAGACUAGGGCUCUUACAGUGACAUGUGACCAUGUCACCUGAUAAUGAAAUCCAUCGUAAAUCUGGUGUUUUUCCAUUUAGAAGGAGGGGUAGGGACCAAGAGAGACAAAAGAUUCCUGCCUUCUGCCAAAGCUAUAAAAGGGGGUGGAGCAGGACAAAGGGCUGCCAGUCAUGAGAAAACCCCUGCUUACCACCUGAGAUGUCUGCUGGGUUUAACAAAGACUGUACCUGGUGGAAGGCUUGUGCCCAGACUAGGAAGGAGUCUUAUCUGUGAAAGAAGCCUAUUGGAACAUCUUUGAGGGUGAGAUAUUACCGGUAAUCAGUUUCUUAAUAUAUUUGGCUUAGACUUGCGUGUUUUGUUUUAUUUUGCUUUGUGACUUACUUUGUUCUGUCCGUUAUUACUUGAAACCCCUUAAAUCUUACUCUUUAUACUUAAUAAAAUCACCUUUGUUUAUUAAUAAA
Mauremys reevesii (Reeves's turtle) is the source of this 5015-nucleotide messenger RNA. RefSeq names its product adhesion G protein-coupled receptor E3-like. Gene Ontology annotation, molecular function: G protein-coupled receptor activity; calcium ion binding. Lineage: Eukaryota; Metazoa; Chordata; Testudines; Geoemydidae. The record is from RefSeq and is a predicted model, not a curated record. Gene Ontology annotation, cellular component: membrane. The transcript has 30 exons. The coding region runs from base 32 to 4156 and encodes 1374 amino acids. Gene Ontology annotation, biological process: G protein-coupled receptor signaling pathway; cell surface receptor signaling pathway.